Messenger RNA from Aegilops tauschii subsp. strangulata, 1761 nucleotides. RefSeq lists its product as uncharacterized. NCBI's taxonomy places the organism in Eukaryota, Viridiplantae, Streptophyta, Magnoliopsida, Poales, Poaceae. Gene Ontology annotation, biological process: cell differentiation; regulation of DNA-templated transcription. Gene Ontology annotation, molecular function: sequence-specific DNA binding; zinc ion binding. Gene Ontology annotation, cellular component: nucleus. The record is from RefSeq and is a predicted model, not a curated record.
GGUGGUAAUAAUUUACCACCAUGGCAUGGACCUCCCCGGCAAGCUCAGUUGCCCUUUCAUGUGCUCAUCACGCAUCACCUCUCACCUCACCUCACCCAUCCCUAGUCUUAGCGAGCUUGGCUUGCUCUCCUCCUCUAUAUUAAUGGUUUUGCCUCGGCGGCUUUCCUGUUACUGGUGCGAGACGCGACUGGAGCUCCCCAGAGCCAAGCCUAGCUUGCCCCCAAGCCAAGCUUAGCUUCUGCCGGCAGCCACAGCCACUCUCACUCCCGCUCACUGCCACUGCCACUACCAGCUCGCUGUACUGCCACCCCGCCAUUACUGCGAGCUACUAGCUAGCUAGCCACCCCACUCCACUCGCUGCACGCUCCUGUACGUCCCGGUAGUAUAAUUAAGCUGGCAGGCAUGGCGCCGGAGUGGGAGGCAGCCUUGGGCAUGGAGCUCGGCAUGGGCUCGCACUACCACCACGCGCCGCCAUCCGCCGCCGCCUCGCCCAUGAACCAACACCACCACCACCACUCCGCAUACUCCCACUCCCAGCCCCCGCACCAGUACCAUUUCUACGGGGGCGCCGCGGGCGGCGACGGCGCCGACCCCAUGCGCGUCGACGAGAUGCUCGACCUCUCCUCCCACCUCGGCGCGCACGACUUCUUCUCCGGCGCGAAUAAUGGCGCCGCCGACAACGCGCCGGCCCAGCCCGCGGCUGCUGCGGCCUCCUCGUCCGACCACCAGCACCACCACCCGUCGUCCUUCAACCUCUCCUUCGCCGACGAGUUUUACCUGCCUGUCCCGACUGAGGAAGCCGCGGAGCUGGAGUGGCUGUCCAACUUCGUGGACGACUCCUACCCGGACAUCCCCAACUACCCGCCGGCCGUGCAGGCGGCGAUGGCGGCCGCCGCGAGGAACGGCGGCGUCGUGGUGAAGCAGGAGAAUUCCGCGUCGGCGGCCGCGCCUGGCCGCGGCGCGCGGAGCAAGAGGUCGCGUGCGGCCUCCGCGGCCGCGGCAGCGUGGCACGCCCUGGCGCCGCGCCAGCCGUCCCCGUCCUCCUCCUCGUCAUCCUCCGACUCGAAGCCGGCGCGGUCAGGCGGCGGCGGCGGCGGCGUCAAGAAGAGCGGCCUCGUGGUCGGGGCGGCCGAGCUGGGCGGAGGGGAGCAGAGCGGCGAGGUGCGCCGGUGCACGCACUGCGCGUCGGAGAAGACGCCGCAGUGGCGGACGGGGCCGCUGGGCCCCAAGACGCUGUGCAACGCGUGCGGGGUGCGGUACAAGUCGGGGCGGCUGGUGCCGGAGUACCGCCCGGCGGCGAGCCCCACGUUCGUGCUCACGCAGCACUCCAACUCCCACCGCAAGGUGAUGGAGCUGCGCCGGCAGAACGAGCUGGUGCACCUCCGCGGCGGCGUGGGCGGGGGCGUCGUGUCGGCGUCCUCCGGGUCCGGCGGCGCGGCGGAGCACAUGUUCCGCGACUACGGCGUGUGCUGAACUGCCGACUCGCCGCACGGAUCGAGCAGCCUAGCUAGCUAGCAAGCAAGCAAGCAUGGACCGACCGACCAUGGAUGGAUACGGAUGAUCCGAUUAGCGCCACGACGACGAUCUGCUUAAUUUUGCAUGCAAAUUCCUUUUUUUCCUUGCUUUCUUCCGUGUACUAUUUCGCGUUGCUUGUUUAUGUAGUUUAUAUAUGGGUCUCAUCAUCUUUUUUGUCGGAAAUAAAUAAGGAAAUCUGUUCAAAAAACCCGGGAAUAAAUUGAAAAUGUUUGAUCUUUUGCAUUA